AUGCGCCCAUGCGCCUCCCGACGCCGCGACCUGCCUUUCGGGGAUAAAUGACCCGAGUUGACUCAUUGCGCAGCAUCCGGGAAGCGGUGUCGGGCCCGACUUUUUCCUUUUCUAGUCUGAUGCGCUCUCACGUCGACACCAACGAGGCACCCAUGCCUGUUGGCGACGGAGCUAACCACAAACAUAACGCCCAAUAUUUCAUAUAUAAGAUGGGCGAGAGGGCUCCGGUCAAUCCAACACACCAUUCAUCGUGGUGUAUCUCUCGUUCUUCACAAAAUCAGUCUCCACACAAUCCCUAACAUGCACCAAAACGCAGAGGCCGCCGCUUUUCUUUCUCGCGUCGCUCAGCUCCCUCCAGGCCCAGGCAUAUCGCUUGAAGAUGUGCUCAAGCCCUCGCUCGAGGACGAGGCCGAGUUGCGCAAGCUGUUCGCCCAGGACAAGAAGAACUCGCGUCUGCUUGACCCCCACGUCGGUCUGGUCAAUGUCUUCGAUGCCCCUGAGGACAUCCGCAAGACGCGUGCGCGCGUCGUCGCGAACGAAGAGGACCUCAGCGCAAAGUAUGUCAUGCCUCUAUCCGAGGACUGCAGGCGCAAGGACGGCGCGCCGGCAAUGGUCGCUAGUCUCGAUGAGUUCAAAAAGAACUGGGCCAUCUUCACCGAAGGCUCGCUCUCGCAGCUGGCGGACUGGAGCAACAUCGUCGCCGCUGGCGGUUCUGUGCAGGCGUGUCUUGCGCCUGUACCAGACAGUGCUAAAGCCUCCAAGCGCACCCUCAGGAAGUAUUUCCACAACCGUGCAUUCCCGACCUCGGACGUCGAUCUUUUCCUUUAUGGGCUGACGCCGGAGCAGGCGGAGGUCAAGAUUAACUCGAUCUACGAGGCCGUACGCGACUCGAUACCCUGGGACGUGACCUGUAUUCGCACCAAGCACACUGUGUCCAUUCACUCGCAAUACCCCUAUCGCGCUGUUCAGAUUGUUCUCCGCCUGUACCAGUCCCCUGCCGAAAUUCUCGCCGGCUUCGAUGUCGAUGCUCCGUGCUGUGCCUUCGACGGCGAGCAUGUGUGGGCGAACCCUCGGGCCAUUGUCGCCAUGAUGCGCCAGUGCAACACAACCGACAUCACCAGGCGUUCUCCGUCUUACGAGGUCCGCUUGACGAAAUAUUCUUCUCGAGACUUCGAAGUCUACGUGUCCCAGCUAAACCGUGCUGAUAUCGAUCCUACGAUCUUCGAACGCUCUAUUGUCCGGAUUCAAGGCUUAGCUCGACUGCUUGUCUUGGAGAAGCUGACAACUGCAAAGGACAGAGAGAGCUACGUACAAUCUCGCCGCCAGAUCCGUGGACGCCCUCAGCCUCGUGAUUUCUGGAGACGUCUCUUGAAGAAGAGGUAUAAGGGUGACCUGAAGGCUGAUAUCGAUGCUGGCCUGGAGAUGAGCGAUUAUGACGUUGUUUCGCUGCACAUCCCAUACGGCCCUGGAUGGGACGCCAGGCGUAUCGAGAAGCUCGUGUAUCAAACGGAUCUUGGCAUGAACUCCCCGUAUAACCCGAAGAACAAAGGCAGGCGCCUUCAUCGUCAUGCUGCCUUCUUUGGCACCAUGCCUGAGUGUAUGAAUGACUGCUGCGAGCAUUGCCCAAAGCCUAAGAAUGAUGAAGAGCGAGCCCUUCAGGAAGAAGAGGACAAGUCAUACGUUCGGGGCCGAGCGCAAUUCAUUGUCGAAGACCCCGGUCGGCAGAGCAUCUCUGGUAGUUUCAACCCCAUCGAUGACGGCGAGUGGUCCGGACAAGCUUACAUCGGCGAGAGCGAGAAGUUCUUCAACGCGAUCGCAGCCCACGACAGGGAUACCAUAGCAGCCGCCAUCAAGGAUGGCAUUGAUGUCAACCGCCGUGACCAGGUCGGCCGAACUCCAUUGCAGGUCGCCAUUAUGUCGAAGGCGACCGAGAUCGCGUGCGGUUUGAUCGACGCAGACGCACGGAUGACCGCGCGACUCGUCGACGGCCGGACCGCAUUGCACCUCGCGGCCCAGCUGAAUCUUACUGAGAUCGUCCGGAAGCUCCUUGACCGCAGCGCGAUUAACGAGGAAGAAGCGAAGGAGGAGGAAGAGAAGGCCACUGCCAAAGACAAGGAUGCGAAGAUGGUCGAUAGUGAUAAGGAUGAAGAUGAGGAGAUGCGCGACAGCAGCGACGACGAUUGGUCUUCAGAGGAUGAAGACGGCAAGAAAAAGAAGGAGGGGGAAGCUGAGGGAGACGAUGGCCUUAUUCCCGAGGAAGACGAAGAAGAGCCCGACGUCUUCCAUAUUGACGUCACCGACUGGGACUACUCACUCACUGCGCUCAACUACGCAGUCGCGUUCGGCUCCAUCUCAGCCGUCGAACAGCUUCUCACUGCGGGUGCGAACCCCAAAAUCGUCACACAACCGAAGCAUAGUUGGAGCGUCCGAUACUGCCAUCCGCUCAUCCUCGCCGCAGCCGCUGAGGACGACGAAAAGGCAUGCCUUGCCGCGGAAAAGCUCAUUGCGGCAGGCGCUGUCACCUCAGAGGCGGACGAGAAUUUGUACACGCUGCUGCACCGCGCCGUCGCUGCGUCGCGUCCUCAGCUCCUCACCACGCUUCUCAAGGCCGAUCCGAAUGCAAAGGCUGUGCUCAAUAUACCGUGGAUGGAUGACUAUAGCACGGCCGUCUUCCCUAUCUCGACUGCGGUGCGCAUUGGAUCUUACUCGACGCUCGCUGUUCUUCUGGCACACGGCGGUAAGGUCGUGAUCACCAGGGAUGAGUUCCAAAAGGCAAGGGAUUUGAAGAUGAAGAAUAAUGGACGUGCACCGGAGAAGUUUUUGUCGAAUGUCGCCAUGCCGAUCGAGGUUGCUAUGGCCAACUACGACGAAGUCGUCCAUCUCCUAGUGGCGCUCGGCGCAGAGGUCAACCUCCCCUUGAGGGAAAGCCUCCGGUGUGCAGGCGAGCAACGCGAUGAGCACUAUACUCCACUUGACUAUUCUCUUGCCAUUGUCUCGAAGAUCGAAGAGGCGAAGAAGCCUGAGCCGCCGAAGCAGAUCAUUAUCCAACGUCCCUCCGUGCCGUUCAGGGCGGGUCGCCGCAGGCUCAUAACUGCAUCUGCAAACGCCGCUAUCAACGUAAUCCAAAAUGAUGCGGCGCCUGCUACAGAUUUGGAGACUCCGAUCUGGAAGACUGAGUCGCUGAAGGUCCUCGCGGAAUACGAGAGGUUGCAGGAAGAGAAAAUCACACAGCCUACGAAUUAUCAGCAGACGGCAUACCUGGAUGAAGUUCAAGAGUAUUUCAAUGGGGUUGUGGCGACUUUGCAGACGCACCAGGGCAAGCGCGGCGGUGAGGUCUUCCGCGGCAAGAUGCCCGACAGUGACGCACGACUGCGCCCGCUCGAAAACCGCUUGCCAAGGUAUUACACGUCAAACUACCGGUAUUCGUUUGGGCUCAACGGUCCAUACGGUUUCCAUCGGCAUGGCAUGCAAGAGGGUUCAGGCAUGAUUAAUGAGCUUGCAGCACGAUACGAGGAGCUGUUCGUGGCGUGCUGGUCAGGCAACAAUGCGAAGAUCCAGAAGCUUUGUCUGCCGCGACAAUCGGGCAAAACCCAGGAGACGCCUCUGCAGAUUUCAUGCCACUGGGGAGAUAGCUAUCGAGGCUUCACCCCAUUAUUUCUCGCCGUCUUACGCCGUCAUUGGGACACCGCCAAGCUGAUUUUGGCUAUCGCCUCUGCUCAGUAUAGCCCUAAUGAUGAAGCUCAGACCACAACUGCCUUCGUUCUGGGUCGUAAUCUGGCACUCGCGGGCGACUCAGACGAGGAGGAUGCGGAGAACGAUUCCGAUGUGGACGUGGACGAGGACAUGGAGCCCGAGGAAGACAUCAACCUCGUCGAUAUCGCGAAGAAGCCUUCGCAGGUGCACACAAAGACUGCUCCGCAGCACAUGCUGAACAACGUCACCACGCCCUACAUCUGUAAGGACGGACAGGAGUAUUGCAAGACCCUCAUCAACAAGACCAUUGACGACGACGAUUUCGAGGCGUUUGCCCAGAUCCUCGACCUGUACAACUCUUUGCCCGGAAAGCCUGUCCCUGGUAAUAUCCUCUCUUCUCUGGUGUGGAAGGAUCGUCCGGCAAUGCUAGACGAGUUCAUCCGCCGCACGGGCCAAGGCUUCACCCUGACGGAGCGCGAAGCUUCGCAGACGUCGCAGUCUCAGGAGGAGGAAGACGACGACGACCCCGACCACCGCGUCUAUCUCGGCCUAAACGUCCACGGUAUGAAGAGGAAGGAUCUUGUAAAGGGCGACCCCCGCAACCGCCGGCAGCAUCCUCAAGAGGAUGAGGAUCCGAUCGUGUGGACUGCAGCCAAGCUCGGCGCAAUCGGUGUCGUGCGCUACCUCGCGAGCGACCAGCCCCUUGCGGCGUACAAGUAUUACGCUUCCGCCCACGGCGAUGCACACGCGAAGCUCCUCCGCCGCAUUCCGGAUCUUGCGGCAAUUUUGCCCGAGAAGCUCGGCUGGACGACGACGUCGCUGAACGAGACUGUGGCGAGCGCGGCGAUCUUUGGUGGCAAGAUCGACAUCCUUCAGGCACUCUGCUCCAUCCGCGGCAAGGAAAUCGAAAAUGCUUUACAUCUUAAGCAUCGCACUCUCGGCUACAACAGCCUUCUUGCAGCUGCCAGGUUCUCGGAUAACAUUGAGUUGUUCGACUUCCUGCUCAGCAAAGGCGUCUCUCCUCUGGAGACAGAUAUCAAUGGAUACAAUAUCGUUCAUAUGCUCAUUGCCUUGGACAACAACGCCGGUGCGCUGAAAUUAUUGAAGCAUGCACUCAAGCAUCUUCCGAAGGAAAUCACGGCGCGCUUGCUCCGCCAACAGACCAAGGAUGAUCUAAAUACUCCUCUCCAUCUUGCUGUAACCAAAACGCGAAUCGAUCUUGUCGAACUCUUGCUCGAAGCCGGAGCGUCGUCUUUCCUUGUCCGUGAGGCUGGAGGCUCGACGCCACUACACCUAGCUGUGAAGAGCAAUUUUCCGAGGAUCACCAAGCUGCUCGCGGAAGCUGGCCCCGCCGAGGUGCUCGCGCUCGAGGACGGAGUCGGCAACACGCCGCUCGAGUACGCCACGCGGCAGGUGUUCCUCGAGAAGAUGAACGGGGCAUGCGGCAGCAUCGUGAUGCCGCAGGACCUGCACCUCAACUACCACAGGAGGCCGUUCGACCUCACGAAGCAGGAAGCAGAGCUCCCGCGCUUGCGCGCGACGAUCGAGCAGCUCCGCCGUGACGGGCGGCUUAGCGCUGGGACGAAGCUCGCGAAGGAGCUCGCCGCAUUCGCAGACCGUCUCGAGGCGAAGAUCGCGAGGGAGCGUGAUGCGGAGGAGGCGAGGAGGAACGAGGAGGAGGCCAAGGCCAAGGCUAAGACGCCCAACGAGGCCUUCGCACCGCCGAAGGACAGCCCCGACGUGACCGAGACACUCAAAGUUCUUACUGAGGCUCUCGCCGCACGGCCGACACUCCGCCAGCUGAUCCACGUUAGCGACGUGCAUCUCUCGGUAUCAAAGAGUAUUGAGCAGUUCCAGCAAGAUAAGAAGGCUGCCGACUACAAGGACGACGACGGCAUCCCUGAGGAGGAGGAGGUCAUCACGAGCCGGCUGAGUUCAUCGUACUCUCUGGUGCAGAACUUCAGGGUGCGUAGGCGCGGACGCCGCUUUUUCUAGAGUCCUACUGCACUAGUACCCUAGCACAGCCCUCGAUCUUCUACAAUAAGUUAUUUUUGCUACUACCUCCAGAUGCCAUGUACAAUCUUAUUCUUCCAUCUGUUGACGAUAUACCCAACGCCGAUCGGGCUGAGGAGCGUGCAGAGUAAAAUGGCCCAGAUGCACACCAGGAAAGCUUCUUCCCCCAGCAGUCCGCCGGCUGAGUUUGACGAGCCUUCGAAUUCACGCGCAAUCUGGGCUAUAAGCAGGCCAAUCUCGCCACGGGCCACCAUCACGACGCCUAUGAACAGCGCGGGGAAGAUCGACUCUUUAAGGCGUUCCGUGGAAGAACUUGAGUUGUUUUUAUUUGACCAGAGGGCCCACAGCACGAUCGGGAGACCGACAACAAGCUUGCCUGCGGCCAUGAGCAGCGCAUACAGAACGCCUCGCCAAAGGACAGCAGGGCGCCAGAGGGGGAGGAAUGG
Molecule: messenger RNA, 6152 nt
Organism: Phanerochaete carnosa HHB-10118-sp
Lineage: Eukaryota; Fungi; Basidiomycota; Agaricomycetes; Polyporales; Phanerochaetaceae
Exons: 12
Coding region: 301-5688 (1795 amino acids)
Molecular function (GO): protein binding
Source: RefSeq, a predicted model, not a curated record